Messenger RNA from Saccoglossus kowalevskii, 1689 nucleotides. Its product is annotated as inositol 1,4,5-trisphosphate receptor-like. NCBI's taxonomy places the organism in Eukaryota, Metazoa, Hemichordata, Enteropneusta, Harrimaniidae. The record is from RefSeq and is a predicted model, not a curated record.
CAAGCAAAGGUGGUGUUCUGAAAGCCAUUCAUGGGGCAGGUGCUGUCAUGACUAAUAUGGUCCUUGGCAGUGGUGGCAUUCCAAAUGGACCAACAUCUGUUCACGUCAGCGGUACAAGUAGUGCUGCUAGUAAAGCAUCAUCAGCAAUUCAAACACAGAAAGAAGAUGAGCUUGUCAUGGAAACAAAACUCAAAAUUAUUCAAAUACUACAGUUCAUUCUAAAUGUAAGAUUGGACUAUCGCAUCUCGUGUCUGUUGUCCAUCUUUAAAAGAGAAUUUGAUGAGAAUAAAGAAUCCCAAGGUGAAGGACCUGCAAUUGGACUGACAACCCCUGAUGCUAAUGGUAUUAAUCUUGAAAAGAUUGGAGACGAAGCAGAAGCUAUGUUUGGAGGAGCAACUGACCACGCUGACUUGGAUUUAGACGGACAAGGUGGUCGAACAUUUCUGCGUGUUUUACUACAUCUAACUAUGCAUGACUACCCCCCACUGGUAUCGGGAGCUCUUCAGCUGUUAUUCAGACACUUCAGUCAACGACAAGAAGUGCUCAAUGCUUUCAAACAAGUGCAAUUAUUGAUCUCAUCUAGUGAUGUUGAAAAUUACAAACAAAUAAAAACUGAUCUGGAUGACUUGAGGCUGUUGGUAGAAAAGUCUGAAUUAUGGGUUUUUAAAUGUAAAAGUGACAAAAAGAAAAAAGACAAAAAAGACAGCAAAGAUAAAGGAGGAAAAGAGAAGAAGAAACCCGGAAAGACGUUAUCAAGUUCAUCUGUAAGCAAUGGAUCGCCUAUAGACUUAGAUUUAGGACCAUCCAUGGAUAAUGCAUCUAAGAAGAACUACAAAGCAAUACAAGAGGUGCUGAUUCGUCUUAGUAAACUUUGUGUUUCUGAAAAUAUGAAUGGCAAGAAGAACCGAAAGCAUGAACAAAGACUUUUACGUAAUAUGGGGGCUCAUACAGUGGUGUUGGAGUUACUACAGAUACCAUAUGAAAAGAGUGAAGACAUCAGAAUGCAAGAGUUAAUGAGACUAGCACAUGCAUUUCUACAAAAUUUCUGCAUGGGAAAUCCAUCAAAUCAGGCUUUACUUCAUAAACAAAGUGAGCUUUUUCUCACACCUGGGUUACUGGAAGCACAGACGAUGCGUCACAUAUACAUGGACAAUGUGUCGUUAUGUAACGAAAUAAAUGAGAAAGUUGUACAACAUUUUGUGCAUUGUAUUGAGACACAUGGACGACAUGUGGAGUACUUAAAAUUUCUUCAGACAAUAGUGAAAGCUGAGGGGCAGUAUAUCAGAAAAACACAGGAUAUGGUCAUGGCUGAGGUUAAAAAUGCUUAUAUAAAUUUUUUGAACCACUGUUAUGUUGACACUGAAGUUGAAAUGAAAGAGAUAUAUACCAGUAAUCACAUGUGGACACUAUUUGAGAAUUUCCUUGUUGAUAUGGCUCUGGUGUGUAAUGCCACCCAUGAUAGGAAACAUGCUGACACAAUGCUAGAGAAAUAUGUCACAGAGACUGUAAUGAACAUCAUCACGAUGUAUUUCAACUCUCCCUUCUCAGACCAAAGUACUACUGUUACUACUCGUCAACCUGUCUUUGUUAAGCUAUUGCAAGGGGCUUUCCGUGUAUCCCAGUGCUCAUGGUUGUCAGGGCAACAGAAGUUUCAUGUUGAGACGUGUAUCAAGACUUUGACUGAUAUGG